AAGGCAGAGAGCAGUGGGAGGGAGCCUGUUUCUGCCGUGUGGAUUCUCUGGAUUGCUCCUCCUUCCUUGAGUUGCACACCAUCAUGGAGACCCCUCUUGAGAAGGCCCUGACCACUAUGGUCACCACUUUCCACAAAUAUUCGGGGAAAGAGGGCAGCAAACUGACCCUGAGUAGGAGGGAACUAAAGGAGCUGAUCAAGAAGGAGCUGUGUCUUGGCGAGAUGCAGGAGAGCAGCAUUGAUGACCUGAUGAAGAGCCUGGACAAAAACAGCGACCAGGAGAUCGACUUUAAGGAGUACUCGGUGUUCCUGACCACACUGUGCAUGGCCUACAAUGACUUCUUCCUGGAGGACCACAAAUGA
Miniopterus natalensis is the source of this 362-nucleotide messenger RNA. RefSeq names its product S100 calcium binding protein A5 (gene S100A5). Lineage: Eukaryota; Metazoa; Chordata; Mammalia; Chiroptera; Miniopteridae. The record is from RefSeq and is a predicted model, not a curated record. Gene Ontology annotation, molecular function: calcium ion binding; calcium-dependent protein binding; transition metal ion binding. Gene Ontology annotation, cellular component: nucleus.